GAUCGCGCCACCGUUGGCCGGUUGGAGUUGGAAACUCGGCCAGCCGAAGACCCAUGGUUGAGCCUAUUGUUCGCUUCCCGGCUUCAGAACGGUUUGUCCUCUCGAACAAUUCGCGGCCGUGCGCACGGAGACCCCGUCGAUGGCAGCUACGGGUUCCAGCCAAAGCGCAGGCACACCGGGUUUGUGUGUCAGCUUGUGUCUCAUGCGCUGUUUUGGUGACGCGAUGCUCGCUGGCUGGCCGUUGUCCCACAGCCUCCAAACAGGCUGCGCGAGCACGUUGCAUAGUUAUGUGGAAUGACGAUCCUUCGACUUGGUUCAGCAAACUCUUCCAGCCGGACACGUCGAUCUUCAAGCAAACCCGGCAAUAUUCCACCGGUGAUGCGGUGAAGGCUGCUUAUCGAGGCGCCCCCAUUGGCCUCAAAGAUCUGUCCAGGAAGUUCGGGCCCAAUGUGCCGAUCACGUCAUUGGAAAGUCCACUGUACCGGAUUUUUGCAUUCAUUUUGGCUUUCUUGGCGUAUCCUGGAAUUGUGCGGUUCUUGCGGUACGUCCUGCAGCUGAAUGAAGGUGAGAGUGCCGAUGAACUAGCAGACGUGGUGACGGACUUCGUGACUGUCGAGACUUUUGUGUUUGGAAGCUAUUCGGGUGUGACACUGACACUCCAAAUUCAAAGGCUUGCAGACCUUCAAACUAAUUGCGUGAGGGAGUGUGCCCUUUUGAGUUCGUUGGCUGAGCACACGGUGGAACUCUUCGAGUCCUUGAAGAAGGACACUUUGCCCGAGACCGCUCGGAAACCACUGGAACGUCUGGAGCGUCAGGCUCUAGAGGCGCUGUGGCACCACUCGGAGCGCUUGGCGUUCAGCACGCGCGGCGAGGAGCUGCUGGACAUCGCCGAGCGCCGGCAGAAGAGCGAUGGCAUCUCCAACUAUCGCGUGGCGUUGCUGCAGUGGGGGCGACAGCGCCGUGAAGGUGUUUGGAGCGAGAAGGUGUCAUUGUAUGAGCAGGAUUUGCAGCUCUGCAUGACCAUGGUGAACACCUUGAAGGACUUUCGUGCAGGCGCGCCAGGUGCAGGUCGGCUGUCCAGGGAAUCCUUGGUGCUUCCUCCGACCUUCUUUUGGACCUUCGGUUUGCUGUCGAUUUUCAUCUCCAUCUCCUUUGCACUCCGCGAAGCUGCAGACCCCAACAGUGAAUAUUCCAUCGUAGAUCGCUGCUUCUUCGCAGCCCUGACCUUGGCCUUCCUGACCCUCUUCCGGCUGGCGGUGGAUGUGAAUUAUCCCUUCAAGGGUGACUACCAGAUCCGCCGGGGCAGCAUUACAGCUGAGCUCAUCUCAGCAAGGGACACCCUGCAGCGGGCGCUCAAUGGAAUGUCGGAGCCUCCGCAGCCAUGA
Molecule: messenger RNA, 1385 nt
Organism: Durusdinium trenchii
Lineage: Eukaryota; Dinophyceae; Suessiales; Symbiodiniaceae
Source: the annotation of a GenBank genome assembly